CUUGACUCUGAAUACUGAUCAUGGGGAUAUCUUACUGGACUAUUCGAAGAACCUUGUUACGGAAGAAGUGAUGAAAAUGCUGAUGGAACUGGCAAAGUCAAGGGGUGUGGAAAGUGCCAGAGAGCGUAUGUUCGGUGGAGAGAAGAUCAACUUCACUGAGAACCGAGCUGUGCUUCAUAUUGCUCUGAGAAAUCGUUCCAAUGUGCCAAUACUUGUAGAUGGAAAGGAUGUUGUUCCAGAAGUAAACAAAGUGUUGGACAAAAUGAAACACUUCUGUCAGAGAGUCCGUAGUGGUGAAUGGAAAGGCUACACUGGAAAGGCAAUCACUGAUGUGGUUAAUAUUGGGAUUGGUGGCUCUGACUUGGGCCCUCUGAUGGUAACUGAAGCCUUGAAGCCGUAUUCCAAGGGAGGCCCUCGUGUUUGGUUUGUAUCCAACAUUGAUGGUACUCAUAUAGCCAAAACCCUGGCUGAGCUUAAACCAGACACUACGCUCUUCAUCAUUGCAUCAAAGACUUUCACCACCCAAGAAACUAUCACCAACGCAGAAACGGCUAAAGAGUGGUUCUUACAUGCUGCUAAUGAUCCUUCAGCUGUGGCCAAGCAUUUUGUUGCCUUGUCUACCAAUGGUCCUAAAGUUAAAGACUUUGGAAUUGACCCAGAGAACAUGUUUGAGUUUUGGGAUUGGGUUGGUGGCCGCUACUCUCUGUGGUCUGCCAUUGGUCUCUCCAUUGCCCUGCAUAUUGGUUUUGACAAUUUUGAGAGCCUGCUUGCAGGAGCCCACUGGAUGGAUAAUCACUUCCACACUGCUCCACUGGAGAAGAACAUGCCUGUUCUGUUGGCCAUGCUAGGGAUCUGGUACAUAAACUGCUAUGGAUGUGAAACCCAUGCCCUUCUGCCCUAUGACCAAUACAUGCACCGCUUUGCUGCCUAUUUCCAGCAGGGUGAUAUGGAAUCUAAUGGCAAAUACAUUACAAAGAAAGGUUCUCGUGUGGACUACAGUACUGGCCCUAUUGUGUGGGGAGAGCCUGGCACCAAUGGGCAGCAUGCUUUUUACCAGCUCAUUCAUCAAGGAACUCGCAUGAUUCCUUGUGACUUUCUGAUCCCAGUCCAGACCCAGCAUCCAGUCAGAAAUGGCUUGCAUCACAAGAUCCUUCUGGCCAACUUCCUUGCUCAGACUGAGGCCUUGAUGAAAGGAAAAACUGCUGAUGAAGCUCGUAAGGAACUUCAAGCGGCAGGACUGAGUGGAGAUGCUCUGGAGAAGCUCCUUCCCCAUAAGGUCUUUGAGGGAAAUCGACCAACCAAUUCUAUCAUGUUUACAAAACUCAACCCGUUCACUCUGGGAGCCAUAAUUGCCAUGUAUGAGCACAAGAUAUUUGUUCAAGGAAUUGUCUGGGAUAUUAACAGUUAUGACCAGUGGGGAGUUGAGCUUGGAAAACAACUUGCAAAGAAAAUUGAGCCUGAACUGGAGUCAGAUGCUCCAGUGACAUCUCAUGAUAGCUCAACAAAUGGGCUCAUCAAUUUCAUCAAAAAACACAGAGCCUGAAAUGAAAGAAUUAAGAGGACAUCGACAAUCCAACCACGGAAUACCCAAAUCUGUUGUAGUUGUGCUUUUUUAGCCACUUCUAACAAAAAUAGCACUUUACAGAUGUAGCUUUUUCACUUGUUGCAGUUAAUCUUGUUGCGUCAAGUGUUACAAAUGAAAACUAGUUUUGUGAAACCCAGAGAUCGUAUAGUUGCUUUCUAUUUUUGUGGCUGUUAAUCUGUAAAGUGCAGCUGGUAUGUUCCUCAGUUCUUAUCCCUCAACUUCCUUAAAGAUGAUCACAUCCUGGUAUUAGGAAAUAAAAGAUAUGAUGGAUGAGUAAAACUACUUCACUCUGUAUCUUUAAAGUGCA
This is a messenger RNA of Tauraco erythrolophus (red-crested turaco), 1892 nucleotides long. The record is from RefSeq and is a predicted model, not a curated record. Lineage: Eukaryota; Metazoa; Chordata; Aves; Musophagiformes; Musophagidae.